AGACUGGCUCAUGUGAUGUAACGUGGAGGCAGGAGUGUAUUUAUUCCAGCUGCCAGGCACGCCAGCACGUUUUAGGGAAAGCCUCGAACUGCUAGGAGCUCACCAGACAAACAGACCGGGAUAUUUAAUAUUCUGUAAUCCACUAUGGGGAAGUCAGCAUCGAAGCAAUUUGCUGAAGAAGUUUUGAGAGCCCACAAUGAAUGCAGAAAAAAACACAGAGUUCCGGUCCUGAAGCUCAGCAGCAAACUCAACAGAGAGGCACAACAGUAUGCAGAGUCCUUGGCCAGCACCAGGGUUCUGAAACACAGUGCGGAAUCCAGCAGGGGUCAAUGUGGAGAGAACCUUGCCUGGGCUUCCUACGAUGAGCCAGGGAAAGAAGUAGCUGAGAGAUGGUACAAUGAAAUAAAAAAUUACAAUUUUAACUGCCCUGGAUUUUCCUCUGGUACAGGACACUUUACAGCCAUGGUGUGGAAAAGCACCAAGAAGAUGGGUGUGGGGAAGGCAAAGGCCACUGAUGGGUCCACUUUCGUGGUGGCGAGGUACUUCCCAGCCGGGAACAUUGCCAACCAGGGACAUUUUGAGGCAAAUGUGCUGCCACCGAAGAAGUAACCAACAAGGGAGGAAUUCAAGGGACGAGAAAGGGAUGAGAAAUGGAGACUGUAACAGAGGUGUCUUCAGGUUUAACCUCUUGUUUAAUAAAACCAGAAUGACACUUGAAUCAACUUCUGUGCAUUUUAAAGUAACUGGUUUGCAUGUAUGCUCCCAGGGGAACUGACAAAGUACUGAGAUAUAUGUUAUUAAUACUGCUAUGCAAAAGAAAUACAAGGGGAAACUCCUGUCCUAAAGGACUUCAUAAUGACAGCAGGCAUUGGAUCUUGUGGUUGUUCCCUGUUCACAAAGCUAAGGCUGAAUGUAUUUUGAAAAAUUAAACCCCAAAUCCUCUCCAGGAGAAGUUGGGAGACAGAGUCAACGCUAAAGUAUAUUUAACAAGAUUUUGACUAGUGUUUUGUUAAUAUGGCCCACUGUGAGAAACGUUUUUAAGAUUUUUAGAGUAAUUCAUGUGUUCCUUGUUGAAGCAAAAUUUAAGGCUUUGAUUUUUUUGUUUUUUUGUUUUUUUUUAACAUCUUUGUUUUUACAUUUGUGACAGAAGUCUCUGAUACAGUGUCAUUUCCCAUUUUAAGAGAAAUCAAAUUGAAUUGUACAGGAGGAGAUUUUUUAAAAUCCAUAAUCAUAUUAAGACACUAAUACUAUUUUCUAUUUUAGUUUUUUGUGAUGCUACCGCUUUGCGCUCUGAAAAUCCAGCUGUAAUUCAGUAGUUUAGAAAAUGGCAGUGCUAAUUGUUUGUAAACUUGAGUGAAAAAGGAAACCAAUAGGUUGCAAAAUGACACAAAAAGCUUUUUUUUUUUUUUUUGUGGUAUAUGCCCUUUUACGAUAAAUUGGGCAACAGUCUCAAAGCUAUUUACUCAGUCAUCAGCACACAUUUUUUCUGAAAGGAAAGAACGGCAAUUACAAUUCUAAAGUAUGUGUGUUUUUUGGUUUUGCUUCUUUUUAAAACUUUUGGUAACUUUUAGACUCCUUUUUCCAUUCUAAACAAAUAAAUAAAUACAAAUGGUGAUUUGAGAAUCUAUCCCUUUUGUUUUUGAAAGAAAAAAUGCUAUUUACAAUUCUAAUAUGAACUAAAGAUAUAUAAAAAAUACUGAAUACUUACAAGACCCUUAAUUAAAUGUCUAAUCUGUUUAUUUCUGGUUUGGUAACUACUGUGUGCACUUUUCUGUUCAGAAAAAUUAUGCAUUGACAAUUUGGAGCUUUUGAGAAUCUAUCCCACUGUCUUUUAAAAAAAAAAAAAAAAAAAAAACCACUCUGUAUGGGGGGUGUGUGUGUGUGUGUGUGUGUGUGUGCAUGUUUACAAAUAUCUGUAAAAGUUUACACUAACCACAAUAAAGUGAAAUAUUUACACUUGGA
This is a messenger RNA of Polyodon spathula (Mississippi paddlefish), 1962 nucleotides long. Its product is annotated as Golgi-associated plant pathogenesis-related protein 1-like. Gene Ontology annotation, cellular component: extracellular region. Lineage: Eukaryota; Metazoa; Chordata; Actinopteri; Acipenseriformes; Polyodontidae. The transcript is spliced from 5 exons. The record is from RefSeq and is a predicted model, not a curated record. The coding region runs from base 145 to 609 and encodes 154 amino acids.